Molecule: messenger RNA, 3581 nt
Organism: Lycium barbarum (goji berry)
Lineage: Eukaryota; Viridiplantae; Streptophyta; Magnoliopsida; Solanales; Solanaceae
Product: disease resistance protein RUN1-like
Exons: 5
Coding region: 214-3405 (1063 amino acids)
Biological process (GO): defense response; signal transduction
Molecular function (GO): ADP binding; ATP hydrolysis activity
Source: RefSeq, a predicted model, not a curated record
ACUCGACUCCAAACAAAUUUUGUAGUUAAAGAAAGAACAGUGUUACUCCCCAAAUAGUAAAACCGUCGUAUAAAGGGAGUAUUAACUAUUGGGUUGAAUGGGUCAAUCUUUCCCUCCACGAUGAAACCAUAAGCUAUGCAGCUAUAUAUUUACCAGCUUCAGUGAUCAGCUAAACAUCCAACCAUUCUUGCAUCUCAUCAAACAUUUCAUCCAAUGGAUACUCAAUGUAUUAUUCAGGGAGAUUCAUCUGCUUCCCAGUUCUCUCACUCACCCCAUUGGAACUAUGAUGUAUUUUUGAGUUUCAGAGGUGAAGAUACCCGAAAAACCUUCACUGGUCAUCUUUAUUCCAGAUUGUGUCAAGUUGGAGUUAAUACCUUCAUAGAUGAUGAGGAGUUGAGAAAGGGCGAGGUGAUUUCAAGGGAGCUAGAGAAAUCAAUUGAAGAGUCCAGGAUUUCAAUUGUUGUUUUCUCAAGAAAUUAUGCUUCCUCUAGUUGGUGUCUUGAUGAACUUGUUAAGAUUCUCGAAUGCAAACAUAAGUUAAAGGAGGUAGUUUUGCCUAUUUUCUAUGAUGUUGAUCCUUCUCAAGUGCGCAAGCAAACAGGGUGCUUUGGUGAAGCUUUGGCUAAACACAAGGAACGAUUUGGGACUGAAAGAACGGAGAAGUGGACGGCUGCACUUACUGAAGCUGCAAAUUUAUCUGGAUGGGAUUUGCAAAAUGUUGCUAACGGGUAUGAAUUUAAAUUUAUCGAGAAUAUUAUUGAACAAGUCCUACAAGUGCUCAACCAGACACCUCUGGAUAUUGCUUGGCACGCAGUUGGACUAGAUACUCGUGUCAAAGAGAUAGAUUUGUUGUUGCAAAAUGAAUGUGAAGAUGAAGUUCACAUGGUUGGUAUGUAUGGUGUUGGUGGUAUAGGGAAAACAACUCUGGCAAAAGCUAUCUACAAUCGAAUAUUUCGACACUUCGAUGGUAGUUGCUUCUUAUCGAAUGUUAGAUCAGAAGCUGAAGCACCAUCUAAUGGUCUGGUCAAGCUGCAACAGAAACUUCUUCGUCAAAUUCUCAAAAAUAAGGAUUUUGAAAUUAACAAUGUUGCUGAAGGUAUCAAACUAAUCAAAACAAGAUUUGAGUCAAAAAAGGUUCUAAUAGUUCUUGAUGAUUUGGACCACAUGAGACAAUUGCAUGCCUUAGCAAGAGAUCGAAGUUGGUUUGGUUCAGGUAGUCUCAUAAUUAUUACAACCCGAGACAAGCAUUUGCUAUGUGGGCUUAGAGCAAAUGAGAGAUACGAGGCCAAACUAUUAAAUGACAAUGAAGCUAUGCAACUUUUUAGUUGGCAUGCUUUUAACCAUCUUUUUCCACCACAAGAAUAUGUUGAGCUGGCCCAAGACAUAAUCAAAUAUUCUAGUGGUCUACCAUUAGCUCUUGCGACAUUGGGUUCACAUUUGCAAGGAAGAUGCGCAGAAGAAUGGAGAUUUGAAUUUGAAAAGCUAAAAGCAAUUCCUCAUAGUGAUAUCCAUGAGAUUCUCAAGAUAAGCUUUGAUGGACUUGAUGAUGAUACUCAGAGUGUUUUCCUUGAUAUUGCGUGCAUUUUUCAUUGGUUUUACAAGGAUGAAGUUACCAAAACAUUAAAUGCAUGUGGUUUUCAUUCUGAAAGUGCAAUUUCAACUUUGGUCCGAAAAUGCUUGCUCCAAAGGGAUAUGUAUCAGUUAGUGAUGCAUGAUCUGGUCCGAGAUAUGGGAAGAGAAAUCGUUCGCAUGGAAUCACCCCGAGACCCUGGAAAACGAAGCAGAUUGUUUAGCCCACAAGCAGUCCAUGACGUUCUACAAGGAAAUAAAGGUUCUGAAAAGGUAGAAGUACUGAAGGUGGAAGGACUGGCAUUAAGUGGAGUGAGCUUAAGCACCAAAGCAUUUAAGAAAAUGAAAAAUCUUAGGGUGCUUAUAAUUGAUGAAUUACAUAUUAGUGGAGAUUUUGAGCUGUUGUCCAAGGAGCUCAGAUGGUUGUCGUGGCUAAAAUGUCCUUUAAAGUGUAUACCAUCAAAAUUUCCAGCUGAGAAACUAGUAGUUCUAGAUAUGAAAGAGAGUAAUAUCCAAGAAUUUGGAUUGAAUUUGAAGCAUUGUAAAAGUUUGAAGAAUAUGGAUCUCUCUUAUUGCAAGCGCCUUAAAAGAACACCAAACUUCAGUGGUUCACAAAGCCUUGAGACUUUGCGGCUUCGUGGUUGCUCAAGUCUGAAGGAGAUCCAUCAAUCAAUUGGAAAUUUAGACAGACUAAUUGAUCUAGAUUUGAAUGGUUGCAAAAAGCUUACAGAUCUUCCGCGCAACAUAUGUCAGCUAAAAUCCCUUGAAAACUUAAACAUUGGAAGCUGCUCAUCUAUACAUGCACUGCCAGUUGACCUUGGAGAUAUGCAAAGUCUAAAAAAACUUUUGGCACUUUAUACAGGUAUAAAACAAUUGCCCAGAUCUAUUGAACUGCUAAGAGAUCUUGUAAUUUUGGAAGUGGGAGGUCAAAAUGAAGAGGCAAACAGGAGUUUUUUUCAAAGAAAAGUCCAUCGCGUACAAUCCUUGUCAACUUCUAUUUCGCAGUUAAGCAUUACAUAUUGUGGUUUGUCUGAGGAAGAUAUUCCUAGGGAUAUUGGGAGUUUAUCCUCCUUACUUUCUUUAGAUUUGAGUGGCAACAAUUUCCAGUGUCUACCCUUUAACUUUUCUAAGUUAGGAUGCUUGGAGUCCUUGAAAUUGAGUGACUGUGAGAAUCUUCAAACACUCCCAUCAGUAUCUAAGUUAGAAAAUCUUAAGAAAUUUGAACUUGUAAAUUGCAAGAACUUGGUUAAGAUUACAGAGUUGGACAAUCUCCCAGUUUAUAUAGAGGAGCUCAACAUGCUUAAUUGUAGUUCUCUGCCGAAUCCAUUCAACGAAGGCUUCUUUAGUGCACGUGCUCUAGCAUUUCCAUGCAGAAAAGAUCGAAAUCGGGGGUUAAAUAUUUAUCCCCAAUGCAAAGAGGUUCCAGAAUGGUGCCAAAAUCAAGUAACAACUUCAUCUAUUUGCUUUACUAUGCCACCCACACACAAUAAGGAGUAUCAGUUUUUAGGAAUGAUUGCCUGGUGUGCUCGCAAGUUUGUCAAAACAGUCUCUCCGGGCGGGUUUAGUUUUUCUAAAAACAAAUCUUCAAGAAGCUACUACUGGCCUUAUGAUCGUGCAAUACCUGGUGGAAAUGUAGAGCUAUCAUGUGUACAAUACAUAUCUUCCUUACAGACACCUUUUUAUGGGCAGAUCAAAGCUGGAGACAAGAUACAAAUUAGUGAGUGGGGUACAGAAAUUACAGUAAAGAAGAUAGGGGUUCAUCUGUUAUAUUUAGACAAACAAGGUAAAGUUACAUCCUUGCCGGCAGUGAUGGAUCAUUCUGAUUCGAUUAAAUGAAGAUGGGAGAUGACUGAAAUUAGUUCCUAGGAAUGUCUUGAAUAAGUUUCACUUGAAAAUUGCAAAAAAUUAGUCAAGAUUGCAGAGUUGGACAACCUCCCUUCUAUACAGGAGAUCAACAUGAUUAUUUGUACUUCUUUGCAGAAUCCAUUCAAUCAAGGCUUCUUUACACUUGC